Messenger RNA from Ceratitis capitata (Mediterranean fruit fly), 1430 nucleotides. RefSeq lists its product as uncharacterized. Lineage: Eukaryota; Metazoa; Arthropoda; Insecta; Diptera; Tephritidae. The record is from RefSeq and is a predicted model, not a curated record. The transcript has 5 exons. Bases 52 to 1347 code for a protein of 431 amino acids.
CACAAUAACUCUCAUCAGUCAUAAAUUUUCCCUUCAACGCUGAAGUGUAAAAUGUUGAAAAUCUCUUUUGUGUAUUUUUUGGUGAUCCUUGCGAGAAGUGAAUUUGCAUGUAGUUGUGAAUUAUCGCUCAAGCAUCCAUUGCCUUUGUUUACCAAACAGUUAGGUUCGAGAAAAGUAGUUUUCGAACCGCAAACGUCUUCGAUCAAUGUUUUGGCUGGGGAAUCUAUAACGGCAUAUUGUAGCGGCGGAUUGGUGUACGAAAAAAAAUAUGAUGGCAACGAACCCAUUUUUUUGGCUAAAAAUACCGCCGACUUUAUUUGUGAUGCGAACAAUGUCUUAAAAAUAGGAGGCGUGCAUAUAUCCAACAAUCGCGAAAUCAUAAUUUUCUGCGCCUCUCAGGGGACAUACGAUCUUUAUGAAAGUAAAAAGACUUUGCCCAAUUGUGAAAAGUACAUGAGCUACGCCAUAGGAGUACCAAUCGAUGGAGAGAAGAGCGAAGUAAAAGCCGGGGUCUGCUUUGAUCUUGACAAUUUCACACUGAAAUAUAUUCAUUUCAUAACAGAACCAGUUACUGAUCGCAUUGUGAUCGAUGAAAAGAAGAAGGCCAACGAGUUAUCGCUGGAUUUGAAUCAAAAGGUUGGCGGUUUGACAGACUAUUUCCCCUUUAUGAGUGUACAAAAAUUUAACGCGACACGCAAUGAGUUGCUUAGAUCCCGAAAUCUCUUCGAUAUUUUCGAUUUUGAUUUAGACAGUUUGUUGCAAGAUGAAUCGCAGCAAACUAAACUCAAUAGUUACGCGUAUCUCUUCAACACGUUGUGGUGGCGCCAACUACGUCAGCAAAACUGGCGUCACUUCCUCGAAGCACUCAACGAACGUACCCGCGUCACGAAGUAUCUCGUUUAUAUGGGCACCCAUGGCAUUGCGAUGAUGCCUUCCAAGCAGAGAAAUUGUAGUUUGCUAAAAAGCGAUUUCAUAACAGUGCGUUCGGAUCAGAGCCAAGUCACGGCACCGGCUUAUAUCUGGAUAUAUUUGAAGUCUCUAAGACCAAGCGAACGGAAAGAAGAUAUCGUUGUUAUUGCACACAAUUCACCUUAUGUAGCCAAUCCGGGAUCAAGCGAAUUCUGUGAGGUGGAUGUUUGUGAUGAAGUUGAGUGGUUGAAAAAUAGCAACUUCGGCUAUUUACGUCAAAUACCUACACUCGGAUACACGUUUUGCUGCCGUCCUAAGGAUGUGGCCAAGGUCAUUCCCCACUUUCCCAUAUCAGCUAAUACAGGCGCUGCUACUGAAGUAACACGGUCGACAGAGAGCAGUAAUUCAAAACUGCUAGAAAUUGUGACAGGAAACUAAUGAUGUUACUGUUAUAUUUACAUAUGUUUGUAUAUAGCUGUUGGCAUGCAGUAAAAUUAAAUAACUAAGACAUUUUUCAAAAA